Molecule: messenger RNA, 1218 nt
Organism: Orbilia oligospora ATCC 24927
Lineage: Eukaryota; Fungi; Ascomycota; Orbiliomycetes; Orbiliales; Orbiliaceae
Exons: 6
Coding region: 1-1218 (405 amino acids)
Cellular component (GO): Golgi apparatus; plasma membrane; endoplasmic reticulum
Source: RefSeq, a predicted model, not a curated record
AUGAGUAGGACUUCCGAAGACGAAGGCGUCGACCCUCGAGACAAGAAGAAGAAGGAAAAGACCAGAAGACCCGGGAAUACCGCCUUCAAGCAACAGCGUUUAAAAGCAUGGCAACCUAUCUUGACUCCUAAGACCGUCCUGCCUCUCUUCUUCGCAGUUGGUAUAAUAUUUGCGCCAAUUGGUGGCUUGCUGCUAUGGGCUUCUGAACAGGUUCAAGAAUUGGUUAUCGACUAUACUGAGUGCGCAUCUGGUAUCGGCUCCAACAGAGAUUUUGUUCGCAUCCCAGCUGAGAAGAUACAACGAAACUUCUACAAGCCGACAGUUGAAACAAAGCAAGAUCCGCAAUGGAAGUUUGUGAGCAAUGUUACUAGGAUCGGCAAUCGUCAAGUCAAUAACACUGUUUGCACGCUGAAAUUUCAACUGGAGGCCGACAUGACUGCACCAGUGUUACUCUAUUACCGACUCACAAACUUCUACCAGAACCAUCGUCGAUACGUCAAGUCUGUCAACGAGGAGCAACUGCGAGGCAACGCCGUAGGAGCUGGAACUUUGGAUACUAGUGAAUCUUGUGCGCCCUUGGCCGUCGAUUCAGCUGGGAAGAUCAUCUAUCCUUGCGGUCUUAUGGCAAACUCAGUCUUUAACGACACUUUUGGAUCUCCAGUACUUGUCCAGAAGCGUGGAGGAACCGGUUCAGAGGAAGAAAUCUACGAAAUGACAAAUAAGGGUAUCGCGUGGCCUAGCGAUCGCGACCGUUAUGGUGUAUCCAAGUAUAACAUCAGCCAAAUCGUCCCACCACCCAAUUGGAUUAACAAGUUCCCGAAUGGAUACAAUUCAACCAACUUGCCGGACCUUCGUGAUUGGGAAGAAUUGCAAGUCUGGAUGCGUACGGCUGGUCUCCCGACUUUCAGUAAAUUGGCACGACGUAACGAUACCAAAACCAUGCAGAGCGGUGUUUAUACCCUUGAUAUCAAAAUGAAUUUCCCUGUUACUUUGUAUGGAGGCACUAAGUCCAUUGUUUUGUCCACCAGGACCGUUAUGGGAGGAAAGAACCCAUUCUUGGGUAUUGCAUACAUUGUUGUCGGUGGUCUAUGCGUGCUCCUCGGUGUCAUUUUCACCGCUCGCCACCUAUUCAAGCCUAGAAAACUUGGUGAUCACACAUACCUCAGCUGGGAAAACGGGCCAGCUGUCGGUACUGCUACAGGACGUGAUUUAGCUUAG